AUGGCGCAAAACCAAACCACAAGCCCCGUCGCUGCUGUGGCUCCCAUACAACCGUCCUCCAAGGGCUCGACCGCCGCCCCCAAGCUCAACAACGAGAUGGAGAUGGGCAGUCUGCCCGCUGACGGGGUCCCUUUGGGCGCCGGCGACAUCAUGCAGCUGGCUCGUGUCGGCGAUGUCCCCGGCAUGGAGAAGCUGUUCGAGUCCCAGGAAUACGAUGCCACAUACACCGAUGACGAGGGUAUAACGCCCCUACACUGGGCCGCCAUCAACAAUCAAUAUGCCAUGUGCAAGUUCCUCAUCGAGAACGGCGCCGAGAUCAACAAGAAGGGCGGCGAGUCCGUGGCCACCCCGCUCCAAUGGGCUGCCCAGCGAUGCCAUUACUACACAGUCCACCUGCUUCUACAGCAUGGGGCCGACCCUCUCAUCACCGACGCGCAAGGAUACAACACGCUUCAUAUAAGUACCUUCAACGGGAACGUCUUCUUGAUUGUCCUUCUGCUGCACAGCGGCAUUCCCGUCGAUGUGCUCGACUCCUUCGGCCACACCGGCCUCAUGUGGUCCGCAUACAAGGGAUUCCCAGCCUGCGUGGACGUCUUUCUACGAUGGGGUGCCAAUGUUCAUGCAACGGAUGAGCAAGGGUUCACAGCACUACACUGGGCACUGGUGAAGGGCAGCCCAGGCUGCGUGCAAAAACUCAUUGAAUAUGGCGCGGAUCGGUUCGCCAAAACACAGACCGGAAAGACACCAGCUAUCACGGCGCAGGAACUCAACACUCUAGGAGCAUGGCAUAAGGCGCUAAAGGAGUGUGGUUACGAUGAAGAUGGCCAUGCUGUCAACCCGUGCUUCCCCGGGGCAACGUACUUGCUGAAGGACAAGCGCGGGUUUGUCACCAAGUUCACCUUCCUGUGGCCGUUUGUGAUGGUAUGGGCUAUGAUUGUAGUCCUGGCUGGGAUGCCUGUAUUUGCGGCUGUGCCGUUAUCGUUACUAGCUGGUUACACGCUACAAUGGGUGGCCGUUCGUGUCUUGGAGCACGCACCGCCAGACAUGCGGCAGUUUCAAAGAACGCCCUGGCUCGCAGGAAUCUUUGCAGCGUCGUUAUUCUGGAUUGGCAUGAAUUGGUUCUUCACCAUCCUGCCCAACACUACAUUCAAAGCUGGUACGCUAUCCGCCAUGGAGAUUAAAGCACUUGCUGAUGACGACUAG
Phaeoacremonium minimum UCRPA7 is the source of this 1203-nucleotide messenger RNA. Its product is annotated as putative palmitoyltransferase akr1 protein. Gene Ontology annotation, molecular function: palmitoyltransferase activity; protein binding. Gene Ontology annotation, cellular component: Golgi membrane. Gene Ontology annotation, biological process: protein palmitoylation. The transcript is spliced from 3 exons. The coding region runs from base 1 to 1203 and encodes 400 amino acids. NCBI's taxonomy places the organism in Eukaryota, Fungi, Ascomycota, Sordariomycetes, Togniniales, Togniniaceae. The record is from RefSeq and is a predicted model, not a curated record.